Messenger RNA from Entamoeba invadens IP1, 3561 nucleotides. RefSeq lists its product as hypothetical. The transcript has a single exon. NCBI's taxonomy places the organism in Eukaryota, Evosea, Mastigamoebida, Endamoebidae. The coding region runs from base 1 to 3561 and encodes 1186 amino acids. The record is from RefSeq and is a predicted model, not a curated record.
AUGUCAAGCGACCCAACGAACAUCCAAAACAUCUCACAAUUAACCGAUCAAAUCAAAGAAUCUCCUUCACCACAAAUACCAAAUCCUCAACCAUCUUCACCACAAUUGGAGGAAACAAAAAAAAGCCAAGCAAAGACCGAAAAACAAAAAGAAAAGAAGUCGAACAAGACGGAAAAAAAGAGGGAAACAAAGGGAAGUCAACGGCAAUCAGCUCCUCGAGUUGGUGAACCAUAUGACACACACAAUUUUUGUCAAAUUUGUCAGGAUUUCGAGAAGAUGACACACGCGUUUCAUACCAUCAUCCCAAAACCAACAACGUUCUGGAGAACAUUGUUGGGUCAGCAAGUGCUCAAAAAAGAUAAUAUUAUCAUUGGAAAUAUCAUGAGACUCAACGUUUUAGUCAUAGCAUUUGUUCUGGGGGGUGAAAAAAAGACGCGGAUUGAGAUUAAGACGGCACAAGAAAAAUUGAUAUUGGAACAACUUUGUCUCAAAUAUUGCAUUUUCAUCACACUGUUUGUUGACAACACAGCAACAUUGGAAAAAACAAUCAUGUUCAAAAAAAUCAUACGACUCACAACCCGUGACGUGAAAGAAAUGGUAACUCUUUGUUCCAAAGCUAGAGAAAACAAUCCAAUUUCAACCACACUUGCUCCUCAAAAACAGGAAGAACAAAAAGAGUCAGAUAUAGGAAUUUACAUUAUCAUGGAUUUGGUUAAAAAGAAAAUAAAGGAAUUCAACAUCUCAUCAUUUGGCGAGUUUUUGAUUUAUUAUCAAGUCAUUGAGAAGGCCAUUUGCAAAGAGUUGAAUGUGUCCAAUUUCAAGGCUUUGAAACAUGAAGAAUUUCUGUGUUUUUGUGGGAAGUAUGUGGAUUUCCCAUUUGAAGUGAAGAAGAGGAGCAAAAUUAUCGGACUUGAUCAAAUUGUACGAGUGAAUGUACUCAGUUUAGAAGCACCAUUUUCGGUGAUAACCAAAUUGAUCAAAAACGCGAGGUAUCUUGUCAAUUUGUUUAAUAUUAAAGAGUUGCGAAAAGUUGACAUUGAAAGUAUUGUCGAGAAAAAUGACUUUGAAGACUGUCAAUUUAUGGAAAUUUCCAAACACAAUAUCAUCAAAGUCCCCGUGUACGACGGAUCAAAGAUACAGAACCAAGUUGAAGAACAUAUCGAAGACUUCAACUUUCUUGCAGGAAUGCUUGUUGCCCAUUUAUUCAACGAAGAGAGUUGCAAUGGUGAAACGAUCUCAAACUAUGUGAAAACAAUUGUGGAACUGUCAAGUUGUCGGGUUCAAGUUAUGACCUCUGAAGUUUCGAGAGCAACCCUGGCGAUCAAUAUUUUGAAUGAAUUUCCAGAAGAGUUGAUAGGCGUCGAGGGACUUGUUUCAUUUUUUUUGGAAGCAUUAGGAAUUGAAAUGAAUGCGUUAGUUGCGUUGUCGUUAAACAACACAUUGUUUUUGAGACCAGAAAUCCGCGAGAUGAUCAGUGCUUGUUUCCCAGAAGCUGCAAGUCUUCCAGACAAUGUGAUGCAGUUUAUCAAUGCACAUCAACACGAAACUGAAAAUACUAUUCCACUUCCCAAAGAAAUCGUGAUCGACAUGUAUGAGAGAAACGGCGAACAAGUCCAAGUCGUCGAUUUUGAAGACCCCGAGUUUAUAACGAUAUUAAAAAAUGCGUCGGAAAAUAACGACUUGGACAAGCUUCAGUCGAUUUUGGCCUACAUGUGCCAAAACCCAGUUGUAUUCGCAGAGACUUUUCGUCGAAAGGAGGUGGUCAACGGUAAGUCAACUGAACUCAAGCAAUAUUCAAGCUUUUACCACAACUUGAAGAAUUUGAGAUGGUUCCCCACCACGCAACGGACAAUUGAGUAUCACGACCAUGUUUUUAACCAGAAGGAACUAAAGUGCUUACAACUGUUGACAACGCCGUUUAUUGUACCCGCACCACUUUCCCAUUACUUGGCUACAGCACUACCUCUGUCCCCUAUUGAAGUUGCUUACAUACUACACAGCAAAAUCACAAAAAUUACGGAUGAGUACGUCGACCUCCUCUCGUUUAUCCCAACAAUGGACGGCGAAGUUUAUAACAAAUACAUUGAACUUCCAAUAAUUCUUGUUGAAAAAAUGCACGACUGUUUCUUAACGAGUAUCGAGCAGCAUAGCCAAUGCGGUUGCAAUGAAACGAUCAAAUGGGUUAGUCCUCAAAACGUAUUUCUACGAGACCCUUCGUCAUUCUUCCCAACCAUUUGCACUAAUAAGACGAGAAGAAACGCAUUCCUCGGCGUUGGUGUUAAACCUCAGCCAAGUGUAUUGGAUUACAUACGGGCGUUGGUUUUGAUUGGCAAUUCCAACCAAACCACCGACCAGAAAAAACUGACGAUAUUAAAGAAGGUGAUGAAGGAGAUAGUGUUACAGUUCAACACCCUAACUAUAACUCCUUUGAUGAUAAACCCAAUACGUUCUUUAAAGGUACUUGUCAAUGACUUGGGUGAGUUUUCUUCUCUUGACGAUACGAUGUUUUAUAACGACAUCUCGUACUUAAACAAGGACCUUCCAUGUGAAAUUAAACGUCACUUAUUCACUUUAGACAUUCAAAGUUCUUAUAACAUGAAUGCGUUCUUGGACUCAGUUUCAAUCCAAAAGGCGAGUAGUGUGAUGACAUUCAUUAUUGACGAACAGUAUGAAGUUGAUUACAGUCUUACGGAAAUUAUCCGUCAAGUGUUGUCAGAAGUCCUUCCAUUGUUAACAGAAGGCAAGACAAGAACACUUGUUUCUAAUUACCAAAAAACAGCCCAAAAUAUCACUGUCGUUACGCACAAUUCUCUUCUUGUCAAUCUCAACUUCUCGUUUUAUUCUUGUUCAUCUCCAAUCUCAAGUCAUCUCACUGCCGUCAUGAUUGGAAACAAUCUCCACGUGUUGAAGCGAACCGGUAUAAGUUCAUUUGACUCACUGUGUUUCCUCUCACGCCUUUUCUUUGGGUGUGUGGACGAGUCGUUUAUCGGAAUGAUGUUAAGCAAGCUGUCUGUGAAAUCGCCAAUCCAAGUUCCAAUGGUGGAACGAGUAGAAGGGAUAAGCGCCGAAAAAGAGGAGGUGGACUGGGAACUAAUCAACACUGGAAAGGAAAAUGCCGUGGAGAUUUUUGACGAUGAAUUUGCGGUGAACGUCAACCCAUAUCAAUACACAAAAGAUAAAGAGCUCGCGAUACAGACUGGGUUUGGUGGUGAGGAGUUUGUGUACCAACUGUUGAAAGAGACUUAUCAUGACAGAGUUGAAUGGAUCAACGGGAAAGACAGUAACGGUGAGUCGACUGAAUUAGGAAUGCCUUUUGAUAUUGUGCUCAAAGACGAACACCAGAACAUUUUGUCUUAUAUAGAAGUCAAGACAACAGUAAUGAGAUCAACACCAAUUAAAAUUUCUUACCGAGAAUGGCUGUUUGCACAAGAGAAGAGAAAAAAGUUUUGUAUUUACCGAGUCCAAUGUUUUGGGAGUAACAAGCUUUACGUUAAUGUCAUUGUAGACCCAAUCGGAAAGUGGAUGAAAGGCGAAGUUGAAAUCAAAAUCAAUUUUUUAUAG